Molecule: messenger RNA, 2703 nt
Organism: Portunus trituberculatus (swimming crab)
Lineage: Eukaryota; Metazoa; Arthropoda; Malacostraca; Decapoda; Portunidae
Exons: 2
Coding region: 96-1232 (378 amino acids)
Source: RefSeq, a predicted model, not a curated record
AUCACACCAUUCAGUUACAGUCCAGACCUACGUCCAAGAAACCUUAUCCCAUCCCAGCUUGUUUUUAUGAUAAGGUAGCUGAACAAAUUAAAGUAAUGGAGAGCCAGGGUAUUAUUAGACCAUCCAGAUCAGCAUUUAUCUCCCCAGUUGUUCCCAUAGUGAAAAAGGAUGGAAAAAUUAGAUUGUGUGUAGAUUUCAGGAAUUUAAAUCAGCAUGUGCUGAAUGAUUCUUACCCCUUACCUAAUGUGAAUAACAUUUUGCAUAACUUAGGAAAAGGAAAGAUGUUUUCAUGCCUUGACUUGAAACAAGGUUACCAUCAAAUACAGUUAAAUGAAGAAAGCAAGCCCUGGACUGCAUUUGUAACACCUAAUGGAUUAUAUGAACAUAAUGUGCUACCUAUGGGUUUAAAGGAUUCUCCUGCGGCAUUCUGUAGAAUUAUUAAUCAGACUGUGGGGCUAUGCAUGGGAUACGUUCAAGCCUGGGAUGUACCCCAAAGCUCACCUCCUCAACAAGGGAUGAGUUUCUCCCAAGACCAUCAACUACUUGUAACUGGACAAGCUUAUGUGGUGCCUUUUUUGUUGAAAUUGGAGGAUAUCUAUGAGCCAAUUAAAAAAGCCAACAAUAUCACUCAGAAUAUAAUAUAUAAUUUAGAUGAAAUUGAGGGAGAUGAUUUUAUCUUGUUUACCUCUUUGAUUUCUCAGCAUAUCCUGGCUUUUCAAGAAAGAUUUAAAAAUUUGCAUGCUUCAAUGCAGGAUUUCCUAAUGCAUAUUGUGGCCAAUGACAUUCCUCAACCUAGAAGGAAAAAAAGGGGGGCAAUAAAUUUUAUAGGAUCUUUUGCAAACACAUUAUUUGGGACUGCUACACAAGAUCAAGUUGAUAUUAUUCAUAAAAGAUUACAAUCGUUAGACUCCUUCACAGAAGAGGAAAGAAAACUCCUCAAUGUUCAUUCCCAUGUUAUCAAUGUCACUCUCAAUGAACUAACAAAUGUUCAUCAAACAUUGGAAAAACUAGAAACUGCUACCCGUGUUACUAAGACCCUUAUGACUAAGAUGGAAAAACAUAUAGAAAAUAAUGAAAAAUCCAUUCUUUCACUGGAAAUUUUACUGCAUGUCCAGCUAGCCUUGACAUCCAUUGCAGCUGAUCAUAUUAAUUUUAAGAUAGGAUUACAAAGUAUGAUGGAAACCCAUAUUUCUCCUAAUAUUGUGACAAAUGCAUUUUACUACAACUUUUAGAUGAGAUAUCAGUUAAACAUGAGUUAUUGUUUCCUCCUAAACCAGAAUAUUUAGGAUUACACAGAGCUGCUAUUCGUGUAAUCCAUAAGACUGCAUUACAUGACUUGAGCUUCUACUUACUCGUUCCUUUGCGAGGAAUUCCAGCUGACACCUUUGAUGUCUUCAGGAUGACCUCCCUUCCCUUUCCUAUUUCUAAAUCAGAUGCUUUUUUAAUGCAUCAACCUUCAAGGAAAUAUUUAGUGAUUAACAAGGCAAGAAAUCAAUUUUUUUGACUGAUGAUUUUGAUGAUUGUAGGAUGUCUGAUGAUAUAUUGAUAUGUCCUCCCAACCAACCUAUAUAUUCCACUAACACUGAUUGUUGUGAGGUUGCUAUUUUUCUGCACAAGCCUUCUGUCUCUGAUAUAUGUAACACGCUGAUUGUGAAGUCUUUCAAGCCUAUUUUUGUUGAUCAGCCAUCUGGGUGGAAUUAUGCCACAAGCAAACCACUAGAUAUUACUGUGAAUUGUAAAACUCCUCCAUUCCUACUACUAGACACAUUAUUAAUGGUACUGGCCUUCUGAAAGUGAGUCAGGGUUGUUCUAUACAUAGUGAUACAUUUUCUCUCCCUGCUUCCUCUCAUUAUAUUGCUGAAGCUCCUAUGGUUAUUCAACCUUAUCCCUUACUACUCCCAUUGCCUUCUCAUCCUGGGAACAUUCUGUUAUUGUGAAUACCACUAAUAUCAGCAUUCCCGACAGUUUUGGUCUUGAGCCCUGGUCUGUCCCAAAAUAUAUUGCACAUAUGCAGCCGCUGGCGAAACAGUCCCCUCCUACGGCACUCGACUGGCACAACUGGAAGGACUGGCUCUGGAUCCUGUUGCCUAUUGGGGUCAUCGCGGCCGGCCUGGUGGCCUACCGCAUCUACCGACCCUGUGCACUCCUUGGCUUGGCACAGGCUGCGCCAGCCCAGGUGACUGUCAGCACACAACGCCAGCUCAAAACAGAGAACACCGCUUAUCACGCAUGCCCUCACCACUAGCAGUUCGCGCCGGGACGCGCUACUAAGGAUGGGGGUAUGUCAUAACCUGGCAUGCCACAGCCUGGUGGGACAUAGCGUGAUGCAGCAGUGGCACAAGGAUGUAAAUAAUUACGUCUACGGGAGAAUUGUAAAAGGGACCCUGCUGCGAACACGAGAGUGGGAGGCCAAACAUUAACAAGAGAGAGGGAAGCCAGGCAUCAGAUGGUACGCAGACCCAAACAAACACCCAAAACAAAAUACUCUGGUUACGAUGUUGGAGAGUAGUAUAGUCAACACGUGUUUCCCCACGUGUAGUUAAACAGGAUUGGUGGUUUUAAAUGGCCAAUGAACAAGCAGUAUUUCAUGUUUAGACCAAUGGUGAACGUGCUAUGAGACUAGGGAAAAGUUGAGCCUAUGAAACACCAGUAAGGCAAUGUUGUGUAUACUACGUUUAAGGUUGUUUCUACAUUACCUUCGUA